Sciurus carolinensis (gray squirrel) is the source of this 5490-nucleotide messenger RNA. RefSeq names its product HLF transcription factor, PAR bZIP family member (gene Hlf). Gene Ontology annotation, biological process: regulation of transcription by RNA polymerase II. Gene Ontology annotation, cellular component: nucleus. NCBI's taxonomy places the organism in Eukaryota, Metazoa, Chordata, Mammalia, Rodentia, Sciuridae. Bases 429 to 1319 code for a protein of 296 amino acids. The transcript has 4 exons. Gene Ontology annotation, molecular function: DNA-binding transcription factor activity, RNA polymerase II-specific; RNA polymerase II cis-regulatory region sequence-specific DNA binding. The record is from RefSeq and is a predicted model, not a curated record.
GCGCGGGGAGGGGGGUGGGGUGGGACGGCGAGGCGCCGCGGGUGCUCGCACUAGGGGCUAGGGCCAGGGUGGUGCCUUCUGUCCUUCUGCAGCCGUCUCUCUAUAUUUUUCUAUUUUGCAAUUUUGAACAUUUUGCAAGACGAGGGGUUCGAGGCAGGUGAGAGCAUCUGCGCUUCGCCCUGGAACCCGCAGGCACUUGGCGCGCCCUCCUGGGACUGUCUGCCCUGAGAACCCGAAAGUUGUUUUUGAUUUAAAAAAAUAUUCUUAUGCAGAUGUAUUUAUAAAGAUAUAAGUAUUUUUUUUUUUCUUCCCUUGUCUCCACCGCUUUGAAAGCGGGUACUUUGGGCAAAGAACGGAGGAAAAGCUCAGCAAUAUUUAGGGGAGAGAUUGUCUUUCUUUUUAAAAGAAAAAAAACUGAGUGCAUCGCGAUGGAGAAAAUGUCCCGACAGCUCCCCCUGAACCCCACCUUUAUCCCGCCUCCCUACGGCGUGCUCAGGUCUCUGCUGGAGAACCCGCUGAAGCUCCCCCUUCAUCACGAAGACGCAUUUAGUAAAGAUAAAGACAAGGAAAAGAAGCUGGAUGAUGAGAGUAACAGCCCGACAGUCCCCCAGUCAGCAUUUUUGGGACCCACCUUAUGGGACAAAACCCUUCCCUACGACGGAGAUACUUUCCAGUUGGAGUACAUGGACCUGGAGGAGUUUUUGUCGGAAAAUGGCAUCCCCCCCAGCCCGUCCCAGCAUGACCACAGCCCGCACCCUCCUGGGCUGCAGCCGGCUUCCUCAGCUGCCCAGUCGGUCAUGGACCUCAGCAGCCGGGCCUCUGCACCCAUUCACCCUGGCAUCCCGUCUCCAAACUGUAUGCAGAGCCCCAUCAGACCAGGUCAGCUGUUGCCAGCAAACCGCAAUACGCCAAGUCCCAUCGAUCCUGACACCAUCCAGGUCCCGGUGGGUUAUGAGCCAGACCCGGCAGAUCUUGCCCUCUCCAGCAUCCCUGGCCAGGAAAUGUUUGAUCCUCGCAAACGCAAGUUCUCUGAGGAAGAACUGAAGCCACAGCCCAUGAUUAAGAAAGCUCGCAAAGUCUUCAUCCCUGAUGAUCUGAAGCAGGAUGACAAAUACUGGGCAAGGCGCAGAAAGAACAACAUGGCGGCCAAGCGCUCCCGCGAUGCCCGGCGGCUGAAGGAGAACCAGAUUGCCAUCCGGGCUUCGUUCCUUGAGAAGGAGAACUCGGCCCUCCGCCAGGAGGUGGCUGACUUGAGGAAGGAGCUGGGCAAAUGCAAGAACAUACUUGCCAAGUACGAGGCCAGGCACGGGCCCCUGUAGGCUGGCAUUUUUGUGGGCUGGCUUUUGAAUAGAUGGACAGCUUGUUUCCUGUCUGAUAGCACCACACCCAAACCAACCUUUCUGACAUCAGCACUUUACCAGAGGCAUAAACACAACUGACUCACAUUUUGGUGUGCAUCUGUGUGUGUGUGUGUGUGUGUGUGUGUGUGUGUGUGCGCGCGCGUGUGUGUGCGCGCGCGCGCGCGUUUGGGAGUAUGGGCGUACGUAUGCUUGUGCUCAUGUGUGUGGUCAACUGUGUGUGUGUGUGUGUUCCUUUGCACUUGCCAUUUUCAGAUGGCCCUCUCAUCGUCUUUUAGUUUGAACAAAGAAAGGUGCCAUGUUUUGACUAGACUUUGGAGACCUCUUGUGGGUUUCCCUCCCCAUCCUUUUCCACUGCCGCCCUUGCCUCCUUGCUUCAUGUUCCAGCUUACCUGCUCUUCCGGGACUUCACUGGGAUUCACUAAGAAGGGCCCUGGUCAAAUCGUGGAUCUCAGUUCUCAAGAGUCCACACUCUUGUUUUUGUUUAAUCCAUAAGUUGCCAUGCUACCAUGGUGCACACAGUCACUUAGCACUACACACGCAGCUCUAGUCCUUUAUAGGUUGCUUUCAUUUUUUUUUAUUUUUUCAGUUUUGGUGGUAAUUGUCUUCAAAAUUUAAAGUGCUGUUUAGAUUUGUUAGAUCCCAUAUUUACUUCCUGCUAUUUACUAAGUUUCCUUUUAAUUCUACCAGCCCCAGAUAAGUAAGAGUACUAUUAUAGAACACAGAGUGUGUUUUUGCACUGUCUGUACCUAAAGCAAUAAUCCUAUUGUACGCUAGAGCAUGCUGCCUGAGUAUUACUAGUGGACGUAGGAUAUUUUUCCCUACCUAAGAUUUUCACUGUCUUUUAAAAAACAGAAAUUAAAAUAAUGCAUUUGAGCAUGACCAGAACAUCCCCAGGAUAGGGAAGCAGAGGGUAAUGGGGAGGUCUAAAAAUGAGGGGUAGAUGGAUCAGUACAUGAGCCAAAAAUGCAUCUUGGAAUAGCCUGUGGCAUUGACAUUUAGUUUCAUUGUCUCCCUUCCCCCACGCCCACCCCACUCCCACUUUUCUAGUUAACUUUUUCCAUAUCCCUGUUGAUAUUCAAAACAAUUCAAGUACUUAAGAUUCAGUUUUCCCAUUUUUUUUUUUUUUUGGUAAUAUACAUAUUUUUGUGAAUUCUCUUUUGCUGUUUUUUUUUUUUUUUAAAUCAGUUGAUUCAGUUAAUAAGUUCAUGUUUUGUAAGACCCUCUAUCCUCACGGUAUCAUUUUUUAAUGCCUCAUCAAUUCAGGAUUCUGGAGCUUCUGUUUCUUAUUCUCUGUUUGCUUUUGAACGUAUGUGCUCUUAUAAAGUGGACUUCUGAAAAAUGAAUGUAAAAGACACUGGCGUAUCUCAGAAGGGGAUGGUGUUGCAAACUGUGGUUCAUCCAAUCGAUUUAAAUGUUUACUACAGACCAAAAGGAGAGAUUAUUAAAUUGUUUAAUGUUUAUACAGAGUAAUUAUAGGAAGUUCUUUUUUUUGUACAGUAUUUUUCAGAUAUAAAUACUGACAAUGUAUUUUGGAAGACAUAUAUUAUAUAUAGAAAAGAGAAAAGUAUUCCAUGUUUUAAAAUUAUAUAGCAAAGAUAUAUAUUCACCGAUGCUGUACAGAGAAGAAGCGCUUUGGGGUUUUUGAAGUCUUUAAUAUUUUAAGCCUAUUAUUGACACAUCAGCAUGUUUUCUGCUUUAAAUUAAAAUUUUAUGACAGAAUCGAGGUGCAGCGUGACGAAUCCUGCUCCGAUGCUUUCUUGUUUCUUAUUAGGUCUCAGAAAGAAGUCAGUUAACAUCACCCAAAAGCACAAAAUGGAUUUUAGUCAAAUAUUUAUUGGAUGAUACAGUGUUUUUUAGGAAAAGCAUCUGCCACAAAAAUGUUCACUUCAAAAUUCUGAAUUCCUGGAAUGGAGCAUUUGCUGACGGUGCCCCAAACGAUCUUGUUCUCCUCUUCUGGCCUAUGCAUCUCAUGCAGUGUAAGAUUGACAUCCGUGCUAUGUGUAUGGCUUGUAAUCGGAUAGAUGUUUUGACUUUAACGAUGAUUGUCCUUCUGUUUCACUAAGUUGUAUAAUGUCAAGAGAUUCUGCUGUUAUUGCAAAGAAACAUUUUGUGCUAGAUUAAAAUCCCCUUCCAUCAACGGGAGCUUUCUAGUGUCCUGCCUCCAAGGUAUCUUAAUUCUUUAACUAUCUGGUGGUCUCCUUCUCUGUGCAUCAGGACUGCUUCUCUCCAGUUGUGUCACAGAUUUGGGAAAUGUGGCCAGUAGGAUAUUUCUACUGGGUACCCAUUUUGUUCCAAACCACAGAGCAUGGCAGGGGGUGGGGGAGUCUUGGAACUAAAAUACAUUAUUUAGGAAAAUUACUAAUAAUAACCAACAAAAUCUUUGGCAAUCUUAAGUAUUACUGAGUAAAGAAACUCAGUAAGAGCCACAAGUGAACACAGAAUUGACCUUUUUACAUAUGAAGAGGCUAACUGCAGACUUCUUAAAUGAGAGCCAACAUUAAAGACAGACAAGUUACACCUUUAAGUGCAGAAGCUGAAGGGCUGUGCUGUGGAUCGUCUGCUGAAAAAAAUGUUUGCACACUGGUCUUUCUUGGAAUUAGAUUGUUUGUAUCAAAUGAGCAUCACAGAUGUUUUCUGCAGAAGAAAUAAAAUAAUCAUAUCAAAAUGUAUUCUUCUUUUGGGCCAGGAGAGGUUUCAGACACCUACCUCGUCUUAAAACAUUAAACAUUUUGGAGUCUGUACAGGUGCCUUAUAUGCAGGUCAUUGUCAACAAACACACACACACACACACACACACACACACACACACACUCCUGGAUUGGCUGCCUGUCUGUCCAGGGCAAUUAACUAGUAAGUAAGACAGUCUUUGCUAAAUGGAGUGGGAAGCCACAGUCUGACUAUGAGUGACUUGGAUCCAGGGUCAAAUGAGCACUUGCAGAUUGCAGCUACUAUGAGAGUUCCUGUUGUCAUUUUUCACCUUUUCAUCCUAAGCAUCUUUCAGAGAUUAAUGACUUGGCCAUUAAAAAUGAAUACAAGUCACAUCACGCCAACAUCAUUUAGAUGCAAUUUGGGAUGAGUGGCUCAGAACUUCCUGAUAAGGUCACCUCAUUGUUUCUUUUGAUUAGAUUUUCCAAAAAAAGGCAAAGAAAUAAUCAGCCUAUCUCUGCUCGCUACCUUGAGAAUGUGGUCACUUUGGACCAUUCAGAAAUCCCAUGAGGUAAGGUUGUGCUAGGCUGCUUGGUCUAACUACACAGGUUUCCUUUGAGUCAUCCCUCCAAGCAGGACCUUUUGUUUGAAGAGAAGGAGAAUAUGGAUGGGAUUCUGGCAUUGGGUGAAUGAGAAGCUGUAUAAGAACCCAGAGGUUCCUUCUAACCCUCUGGUUGUGUCUGGGAACUCAUAAUUCUACAUGUACAUUCAGAAAGUCUAGAGUCAGAAGAAUCCAGGAGAAUUUUAAGCGGCACCCUCCGCCUUACCCCAGGGUGAAACAACAGACCUUCUGUAAAAUGCAAAGUUGACUUUGGAUUUUCUAGUACUUCACCUAAUUUUCCCCUUAUGUUCCUUUUAGGAAAAUUCACACUCUAUCAGUUAAUUAGUGAGAUGCCAAAACAGCAGCCUGCUUGGCACACUGGGCUCAGUCACCCCUGCAGGUGACUGAGAUGUGUUGUGCCCUCCAUGUGGUGGACACCUUCUGGACUCAACAUGCCCACUUCCUGCUGAGGGCUCCUAGGCACUCCCCACUGGUGAGACCAGUUCUCCUGUGGAUGUUGGCUAAAAUUAAUGUUUCUAAAAAUGAGCAAAACUUUAUCUUAGGUCCUGAUGAAUUGGAUUUAGCAACCAAAUCCAGUGCAUUUUGCAGGAGACCAGGUGUAUACAGGGGAGUGUGUGUGUGUGCAUGUGUGUAUACAUAAGUCAAGAUGUAAAAUCUUUCAUUUUUGAGCACCUUACCAAAUGACAAUUACCCAUUAUCUUUUUGGCAACACCACAAAGAUCGCAUCUGUUAAACAGGUACAAGUUAACAUGAGGUUAGUUUAAUUGUACACCAGGAUAUUGGUGGUAUUUAUGCUGUUUAGUCCAAACCUUUAUCUGUCUGUUAUUCUUAAUGUUUAAUAAACUUUGAAUUUUUCCUUUC